Messenger RNA from Pogoniulus pusillus (Red-fronted tinkerbird), 2287 nucleotides. RefSeq names its product ankyrin repeat domain 46 (gene ANKRD46). The record is from RefSeq and is a predicted model, not a curated record. Bases 261 to 947 code for a protein of 228 amino acids. Gene Ontology annotation, molecular function: protein binding. The transcript has 5 exons. NCBI's taxonomy places the organism in Eukaryota, Metazoa, Chordata, Aves, Piciformes, Lybiidae. Gene Ontology annotation, cellular component: nucleus.
AGGGGGCGCGCGCGGCCUCUGCGCCGCCUCCGCUUCCACCGGCGUGCGGCCCGCGCCCGGCGGCCCCUGCGUGCCGAGCCGCCGAGUGCAGCAGCCUUGAUCUCAUGGCAGGUGAAAGCUGAUCACCUGUCUUGCAUUUGUGGCACUGAUCUUAGCGGGUUCCUGCAAUAAGGAAGCUUUGCUGCUGUGGCCAGAGGUGUAAGAGCAGAAGGAGCCCUUCCCCUGUCAAGGUCUCUCACCUGCUCCAGGGACUCGGAGCGAUGUCCUACGUGUUUGUUAACGACUCCUCGCAGACCAACGUGCCGCUGCUGCAGGCUUGCAUCGAUGGAGACUUCAACUACUCCAAACGGCUGCUGGAGAGCGGCUUUGACCCCAACAUCCGAGACAGCCGGGGCCGAACCGGCCUCCACCUGGCUGCAGCCAGGGGGAACGUGGACAUCUGUCAGCUGCUGCACAAAUUCGGUGCUGACCUCCUAGCCACUGACUACCAGGGUAACACAGCUCUUCACCUCUGCGGCCAUGUGGACACCAUCCAGUUCCUGGUGUCUAAUGGGCUUAAAAUUGAUAUCUGCAACCACCAAGGUGCAACACCGCUUGUUCUGGCGAAGCGAAGGGGUGUGAAUAAAGAUGUGAUUAGGCUGCUGGAGUCUUUAGAGGAGCAAGAGGUGAAAGGAUUCAACAGAGGAGCUCACUCCAAGCUGGAAACGAUGCAGACUGCUGAAAGCGAAAGUGCCAUGGAGAGCCAUUCCCUCCUUAAUCCAAACCUGCAGCAAGGUGAGGGAGUUCUCUCCAGUUUCCGCACGACAUGGCAAGAGUUUGUGGAAGACCUGGGCUUCUGGAGAGUGCUGCUGCUCGUCAUUGUCAUUGCCCUGCUGUCCCUUGGCAUCGCCUACUAUGUUAGUGGUGUGCUCCCUUUCGUAGAAAACCAGCCUGAGCUGGUGCACUGAGGCAGAUGUAGAGAGUGCACUGUGCUUUCCCUUGCUCUGCUCUCACCUGGAGCUCCUUUCUGCUUGUCUCUCAGUGUAGGCAGUGGAGCCGUAUCUGCUGUUUGCCUUUCCUACCCUUUUGAAAGAGGGAUUCCUUCAUUUCAAGUAAAACACUAAAUUCUAAAGCACUCCUAAGCUACCACUGACUUACCUUGAUUUGCAAGCAAGAUGUGAAGAUAAUCCUCUCUGAUGGUAAAGUGUUGUGAUUAGGAAAGGCCUUUCAUAAUGAAUAUUAAAUUCCUGGGCAUGAAGGAUACAUCCUAGUACAGAACUCAGUUCGAUCUAUUUUGCUUAUGGAAAGAGGUACAUCUGUGACUGGGCUCUUUUGUAUGUGUGUUUCACUUGAAAGAAAUACUCUUUUAAAAGUCCUCCUCCAACAAUCUGAAUAAUCUCAUCACUCAUUCUAAACUUCAUAGCUCCUUUAAUGCCUCCCCGUAAUUUCCUACCCGCUGUUUGAUAAACAGAAUGAGAGCUAGCUGAAGCUUUGCUGUGUCUGUACUGUGUGGCUCCCUCCUUUGCUAGGUUCAUGUGCUUUCUUCCUCAGCAGAAUUUAGUGCUGUUGCUACCUGCCUGAGUACCUCCUGUGGAACAAAGCUGGCUGUUGUGCUUUGGCAGUAAGGUCAAUUCAGCCUUAGGCUGAAACGUUGCGUUUUGGUGAUGUGUUACUAAGCAAACCCUUUCUUUGUCAAGGUGGUGAAGAAGUGCUUUAGGUGUUCUGCUCUGUAUGUAAUAACACUGUGAGGCCAUUGUCUUUGUGAAACAUGUAAUGAAGGAUUACUUUUUCUUCCUCCCACCAGCACCAGAGUGAGCCAGGUAAUUGUGUUGCUCUCCUGUUUGUGGGGAGGACUGGGUUGAACAGAAUUCCUCUCUAGAACUGCUUUGCAUUUCAGCUGUUUGCAGCACAGGCUCGGGAGUUAUUGUCUGAGUAUGCAGAAUAAAGUAUUUCAGAUGUUACUAUUGGGGAACGUUGAUGUGAAAUGAAAUGAACUCCUGGCCCAGUCUGUACCUAGCUGUGAAAUCCUCUGUAAAUAACCUACGGGUGAGCCUCUUUUGAGAAGACCAGAAGGGCACUACGUGUAUUGAGCUGGAGGUUUUCAAAGCAAGCAGAUCCUCCUCUCCUGUGCUGAUUCGGUAUCUAACUCCCUUUGUUCCCAUUGCCUUGAAAAUCCCAAACAAAAGGAAUUCUGCAACCCUAAUGAAUCUUUUUUUUUUCACUUAGCCACUCCUAAUUUGUUGCUGAAUAGCAUCAAACAUUUGUAAAGUUAAAAGCUACAAUAAAUAGCCACACCUCUGUUCUGAUA